AUGUCAAUCAAGUUAUACGGCCCAUCAACAAAUCCCAGACUCAAUCAAGUUCAGCUAGUAGCAGAUCUUCUUCAAAUUCCAGUUGAGUAAGUUGAAGUUGGAUAUCAUGAAUGCGAAUCUAAGGAACAUUUAGCUAGAAACCCAUUUGCUAGAAUUCCAGUCAUCGAAACAACCGAUGGAUUCCUUUAUGAGAGUAACGCUAUCUGUAGAUACCUCGCUAGAUCAAAAUUAGAAUCAGGAUUAUAUGGUGCUACUCCCUUCUAAUAGUCAUAGGUUGAUCAAUGGAUUGAUUGGACAAUAAAUGAAUUAGACCCAAAUUUCAUGACUACAUUCCCACAAUUAUGGGGACAUUACCCUGCCAAUGAGGACACUUUCAAAACUGCAAAAAACAUCAUCAAUGACAAAUUAAAAUAAUUAGAGGGUCAUUUCAAGAAUUCUCCAUAUUUGGUUGGGGAUAAAUUGACAAUUGCAGAUGUCACACUUAUUGUAAGAAUUGCUCCAUUUUUCAUUUUAUUGAUUGAUGAGAAGACCAGAAAAUCAUACCCUUCAUUAAUGAAAUGGUUCACAGCUGUGUCUGAACUUCCUCAGUUCAAAAAAAAUUUUGGAAGAGUGAGAUUAUGCAAAGUUGCCUUCCCAUUACCAAAAUAAGAAGCAUAACCAAAGGAAGAAAAAGCAAAGGAAUAAAAACCAAAAGAUGAAAAACCAAAGGAAUAAAAGCCAAAAGAUGAAAAACCAAAAGAACAAAAGUAAAAGGAAUAGAAACCAAAAGAAGCUGAAAAACCAAAGGAAGCAUAAAAAUAAAAAGCUUAAGAAGAUGAUGAACCACUUCCAGAAAAGAAGAAGAAUCCUUUAGAUUUACUUCCCCCAUCUCCCUUCAAUAUUGAUGACUAUAAAAGAGCCUUCUUUGCUGAAAAAGACAUUGCCAAGAAUAUUUAAUAACUCUUCACAUCAGUUGACGUUCAAGGCUGGUCUUUAUGGAUUGUCACCUAUAACAAAUCUUAAAAUGAAGGCAAACAACUUAUUUUAACAAAUAACUUAAUGAAAGGAUUUAUCAAUUAAAGAUUGGAUUAAAAUUUCAGAAAAUACUCUUUUGCUAUUCAUGGUGUCUAUGGUGAUGAGCCAAAUUUGGAAAUCAGAGGAGCAUGGAUUUGGAGAGGAACUGAAGUUCCAUAAGAAUGGAAAGAUCAUGUUGCUUAUGAUUACCACGUUUUCAGAAGAAUCGACAUUAACAAUGAGUAAGAUAAGAAAGAUUUCACUGAAUAUUGGGUGAACUAAGAAGAAGACGAAUCUAAAGUCGGUGGUCUUACAGCCAGAAGCUUGACUUAUUUCAGAUGAUGAUCAAGUAUUCAUACAAAUAAUAAUAUUAAUUGUAAAAUAGUUAUUUUAAUUA
Molecule: messenger RNA, 1390 nt
Organism: Paramecium tetraurelia
Lineage: Eukaryota; Ciliophora; Oligohymenophorea; Peniculida; Parameciidae
Exons: 4
Biological process (GO): translational elongation
Cellular component (GO): cytoplasm; nucleus
Molecular function (GO): translation elongation factor activity
Source: RefSeq, a predicted model, not a curated record